Messenger RNA from Monopterus albus (swamp eel), 4248 nucleotides. It is a transcript of the gene furina, whose product is annotated as furin (paired basic amino acid cleaving enzyme) a. NCBI's taxonomy places the organism in Eukaryota, Metazoa, Chordata, Actinopteri, Synbranchiformes, Synbranchidae. Gene Ontology annotation, molecular function: serine-type endopeptidase activity. Gene Ontology annotation, cellular component: trans-Golgi network; Golgi membrane. The record is from RefSeq and is a predicted model, not a curated record. Gene Ontology annotation, biological process: peptide hormone processing. The transcript is spliced from 16 exons. The coding region runs from base 672 to 3098 and encodes 808 amino acids.
AGUUUCCCGUGUGACCCAGCUGGAAUUUGUGGUUGUUUGCGCUGCUGAGUUUACCGUGUUCUUGGAUGUACAGGACGGGACAGGACGUUGUGUUGUCUUCCUGUUGUCGGUUGCUGUCAGUUUGUGUGUGUCGGCUUUAAAGGGGGGCUCUCACACUUACACAUGGCGAGCUGACGUCGACAGCGUCGCGUCCUGUUUCUGUGGUUGUUCCUGCGGCGUUGCGAUAAACUGCGCUGGUCGUUAUCCACCACACUGCCUAGAUGGGAGUUAGGAGUAAACUGUGAGGAGGCGAGUGUCUGAAAUGUUCUUCAGGGGUGGAUGAGAGGAGAGGAAAGGGGGAGGCACCUGUGUGACAGGCUACCGCGGUGUCAAGUUUGCGUUAAUCACGGUUUCAGACAUAUUUGUCAAGCGGAGAAGGCACCAGCGGAUCAGCUCCAGCCGCGGCUCCGAGCCAGACUCUGACUCCGUGUUGUCGUGGACUGAACCUGUGCGGUGAGUCCACCGAGCACAGCUGUACCGCCCUCACCUGACACGUUUAAACUCCUCAACUUCAGCUGGUGAGCUGCGACUGUCCCCUGUUUUGUGUCCCAGUGCACCUGCAUGUACCGUGGACAGCCCUGGCCCAUCGGACAGGCGCUGUGCUCAGAGACUGUGCUGCACUAGGAGAACCCAUGGCUUCUGGCCCUCUUUCUCCCUCUGUAGGCCGCAGGCUUAGGCUGCUGGAGUUGUUGCUUGGGCCUCUGUUGGUUUUGCUGGUUUCUGGGCUGAGACCAGCACUGGGAGAGAAGGUCUACACCAACACAUGGGCUGUGCACAUACCUGGAGGUCAGGAGGAAGCUGAUCGCAUUGCCAAUAAGCAUGGGUUCAUCAACCACGGGCAUGUGUUUGGUGAUUAUUAUCACUUCCGGCAUCGUGCAGUGGUGAAGAGAUCGCUGUCAAAUCACAGGUUGACACAAGUCCGUCUGGAAAGAGAUCCCAAGGUCAUUUGGGCAGAGCAACAGGUGUCCAAACGAAGGAAAAAGAGGGAUGUCUAUGCAGAACCAUUAGAUCCCAAGUUCAGAGAUCAGUGGUACCUGUAUAACAGCAACCACCGUGAUUUGAAUGCCAAAGCUGCCUGGCAGUCGGGCUACACAGGUAAAGGUGUGGUGGUAUCCAUCCUGGAUGAUGGAAUAGAGAAGAACCAUCCUGACCUGAUGCAGAACUAUGACCCAGAUGCCAGCUAUGAUGUGAACGAUGGCGACCCGGAUCCUCAGCCCCGAUACACGCAGCUUAAUGACAACAGGCAUGGAACACGAUGUGCAGGAGAAGUGGCAGCAGCAGCCAACAACGGGAUCUGUGGGGUUGGUGUGGCCUACAAUGCCAAGAUCGGAGGUGUGCGUAUGCUGGACGGUGAGGUGACUGACAUGGUGGAGGCCCAGUCUCUCAGUCUCAAUCCCCAACACAUCGACAUCUACAGCGCUAGCUGGGGUCCCGAGGACGAUGGCAAAACUGUCGACGGACCUGCCAAACUCGCCAAAGAAGCUUUUCUGCGUGGAGUUACAGAGGGUCGUGGUGGUUUGGGCUCAAUCUUUGUGUGGGCUUCCGGGAAUGGAGGAAGGGAGAAGGAUAGCUGCAACUGCGACGGCUACACCAACAGCAUCUACACCCUGUCCAUCAGCAGCUCCACCCAGAACGGCAACGUUCCCUGGUACAGCGAAGCUUGCUCCUCCACCCUCGCCACUACCUACAGCUCGGGAAACCUCAACGAGAAACAGAUAGUGACUACAGACCUAAAAUCAAAAUGCACAGACUCCCACACAGGCACCUCUGCCUCUGCCCCGCUGGCUGCUGGGAUCAUCGCUCUUGCCCUUGAGGCCAAUAAAAACCUGACCUGGAGGGACAUGCAACAUCUGGUUGUACAAACUUCUAAACCAGCCCACCUGCUCACCAACGACUGGAGAACCAAUGGAGUCGGGCGCAAAGUUAGUCAUUCGUAUGGAUAUGGUCUUCUUGAUGCCAGCGCAAUUGUAGCACUGGCCCAGACAUGGACCAGCGUGGGGCCACAGCAGAAAUGUGUGAUCGCUAUGGUCGGUGAGCCAAGGAACAUUGGCAGCCAUUUAUUGAUCAACAAGAGUGUGGACGCCUGCAUCGGGACUGACAGUUACGUGACCUCAUUAGAGCAUGUCCAGGCCCGUCUCACCCUGUCCUAUAACCGGAGGGGAAACCUUGCUAUCCACCUCAUUAGUCCUGCUGGCACACGCUCCACACUGCUCCACCCCAGGCCUCAUGACUACUCAUCGGAAGGUUUUAACGACUGGGCUUUCAUGACCACCCACGCCUGGGAUGAGAGCCCCACUGGGGACUGGACGCUGGAGAUCGAGAAUGUGGCUGGUGCCAGUGACUAUGGCACCCUGACCCAGUUCAUCCUGGUGCUCUAUGGCACUGGCCCACCAUUGCCUCCGCCUGGCAACAGCAACUGUAAGACCUUGGACCUGAGGCAGAUAUGCAUUGAGUGCAAUGCUGGCUACUACCUCUAUCAGCAGGGCUGUGUGGAGCAGUGUCCACCAGGCUUCUCAGUUGGCUCCCAGCCCCUCAAUUACACAGUGGGAAACCUGAUCACCCCAGCUACUGUCCAAGCCUGCUUGCCCUGCCCACUACCCUGCCUGACCUGCAGCAGCCUCAGCCCUCAGGCCUGCCUGUCCUGUCUCCCUCACCGCUUCCUGGACCCCAUCUCUGGCACCUGUGCGCACCUCAACCAGAUCAUGCGCGAGUCCCCUGGCAGCUUCAUGGUGGGCCCUGGAAACCCGGGAUCGCAGCUCCAGCUCAGCUCCCAGCUACCCAUCACCAUCGCCGUGCUCAGCUGCAUGGCCAUCAUUGCCAUCUUCGCUGGCAUCUUCCUGUUGCUGCAGCUGCGCUCAGGCGCGCUCAUCAAGCUGCCUUCUCUGGAGGCUGGCAACAGCCUCGGGGGCAGCUUCAGUCUUGGGGGAAAUAGGGUGGUGUCAUACCGCGGCAUCCCGACAGUGUGGGGGGAUGAUGGUGUAAAUACAGACUCCGAAAACGAAGAGUUUGACGGCCAAAACGAGAGGACUGCCUUUAUCAAAACACAAAGUGCUCUUUAAUGCCUCACCCACAUCCCUUCUCCACUCUUGCUUUUAAAAUCCUCUCACCCCCAUUUGUCUGAUAAUUCAGGGCUUUGGUAACGGUCCUUCUACAGUCUUUUCUGGGUUUUACUCUUGCUGCGUUUUCAUCCAAGUCCUGCUUCAGGAUCUUGUCUUUCACUCUCCUGUGGGAGACCUGAUAGGAAGCUGCUGUCUCUCAGAGCUCGGGUUGGCCCAAGCUCUGCUUUGUUCACACUUGGGUGCAUUUCUAUUAAACUGGCUCUCUCCCUCCUUUUGCCCUCAAUCACUGACAGUGUCUGUCUGUACAGAGUCCAUUUUCCCCUCCAGCUCCUUUUUCUUACAGUAAACAAGUGAUUAUUAUUUGCUUUCUUCCUCUUUUUUCCUCGUUCCAUCAGUCUCAGUGCAGUAGCCAGACGAGAUUGUUCAGUGCAAGGAGUUGAGAUGUUUGCGUGUGUCUGAAUGAAUGUAUCUUGGUGAUUGAGUGUGUAAAUCUGAUGAACAGUGUAGUGCUCUUUUUCGAGAGGCUAAAGCUGGGCCUGUCACAUUCAACCAAAAAAGGUUAAAAAAAAAAAAUAAUAAAGAAAUGUUUAGGUGAAUGCCAGUCAGUUCAGAAACAUAGAAACAAGUGUUGUUUAGUGACAAAGUCCAAAAUCUGCUCAGAAAAGUGCCACCUACUGUAUCUGUAGUGAUUGACAUUUUUAAAGUGCUUUUUAAGAAUCAGAAGUAUAAUUGGUGACAAGGAAACAUCCAGGCUUUAAUGGUUUAUAAUUGUGUGUUCCCAGUAAAGGACACAAAACAGACUGUCUGAGAGCUUUCUCUAUACGUCAUCGCUGUCAUCUUUUCUUUCAUGAUGACACAGUUACAGUCUGUUUACUUAAAAAGAAUCCAUUAUUCAGUCAGUCAUUCUUUUUAUCUGUAGAGUUACUGUUCUACAUGUGAUGAGGGCUUUAGUUCUUGUGUUGUACACAGUCUGGAAAGAUCGCUGUCAGCCCACCUCAAACUAUGUGACACAACUAGAAAAGCUUCCUCUGGCCUUUUGAAAUUCACUGAACAACUUUUGGUUUGGAAACUAUAAAUUUUCCUGUUUUCAGAACCUCCUGACCAUCACAUGGAAGGGUAAAAAAAAAAAAACAUAAAAGGAGAAAAAUCG